AGUGAGGGUGAGAGAUGCCACCCCCAUGGUGUGAUCACCAGCUCCCAUCACCCCCCAUCCCCUGGGCAUCCCCAGUAACCCCCAUCCCUGUCCCUCCCUCCCUCAGCCGUGCCAUGGCGGCCGUGCCAGCGCCGGUGCCCGUGUCCGUGUCGGUGUCACCACGGGUGUCCCUGGCCGACCAGCCCGUGCAGUUGAUGGCACAGGGGCUGUGCCCAGGGCAGCUGGUGACUCUGAGGGCCUGGCUGAAGGAUGAGCAGGGUGAAUGCUUCCAAGCUCGGGCUUUCUUCCAUGCCAACGCCGCCGGCAAGGUGGAGCCCAGCCACCAACCCGCCCUGGGCGGCAGCUACUCCGGCCUCUGCCCCAUGGGGCUGCUCUGGUUCCUGCAGCCAGACACCCUCUUCCGAAGGCUGCUCAAGAGGGAUGUGACCAGCAGCCCCUUUGUGCUGCAUCUGGAGGUGUUUGAUGGGCUCCAGCUGCUGCCCCAGCCCCAGGAACAGCCCUUGGCCUCGUGCGAGGCUGAGCGCUGGUACGUGGCGCCGGGCGUGCGGCGGGUGCCCGUCAGGGAGGGCAGAGUCCGAGGGGCCCUCUACAUCCCACCCGGCCCAGGCCCCUUCCCGGGGGUGAUCGACCUGUUUGGGGGCGCGGGUGGUCUCAUCGAGUUCCGCGCGGGGCUCUUGGCCAGCCGGGGCUUUGCCGUGCUGGCUUUGGCCUUCUUCAACUACCAGGACCUGCCCCCAACCCUGGCCCAGCUCGACCUCGAGUACUUUGAGGAGGCAGCUGAGCUGCUCCUCCAGCAGCCCCAGGUGCGAGGCCCCGGCCUGGGCGUCAUUGGCGUCUCCAAGGGCGCAGAGGUGGCCUUGGCCAUGGCCUCCUUCCUCCCUCAGGUGCUGGCCACGGUGUGGAUCAACGGCACGGCCUCCCUGCACGGCAACCCGCUGCUCUACAGGGGCCUGCACGUGCCGGCCAUCCCGUACCGCAGCGAGAGGAUCCUGCUCACCGCCACGGGGGCCAUGGACAACUCGGCCGUGUUCGGCGACCCCCGCGAGCCCCAGCACCAGGCCUCGGCCAUCCCCACCCACAACGUCAGGGGCAAGGUCCUGUUUGUGGUGGGGGAGGCCGACAGGAGCCUCAACAGCAAGCUCUUUGCCUGCUUGGCCAUGGCACGGAUGCCCCCAGGGAGCUGCCAGCUCCUGUCCUACCCGGGGGCCGGGCAUUUGAUUGAGCCCCCCGGGUCUCCCCUCUGCAGCAUGUCGGCCAUCAGGGGCAGCCCCCGGCCCCUGCUGUGGGGAGGGGAAGCCAAACCCCACGCCGAGGCCCAGGAGCACUCCUGGAGGGAGAUGAUUCGCUUCUUGGAGCUUCACUUGGGCCCCGUUGCCAGGGUGAAGCUGUGA
Molecule: messenger RNA, 1391 nt
Organism: Colius striatus (speckled mousebird)
Lineage: Eukaryota; Metazoa; Chordata; Aves; Coliiformes; Coliidae
Product: acyl-coenzyme A amino acid N-acyltransferase 1-like
Exons: 3
Coding region: 15-1391 (458 amino acids)
Biological process (GO): fatty acid metabolic process; acyl-CoA metabolic process
Cellular component (GO): peroxisome
Molecular function (GO): fatty acyl-CoA hydrolase activity
Source: RefSeq, a predicted model, not a curated record